Molecule: messenger RNA, 4001 nt
Organism: Notodromas monacha
Lineage: Eukaryota; Metazoa; Arthropoda; Ostracoda; Podocopida; Cyprididae
Source: the annotation of a GenBank genome assembly
CCAUCAGCACCAGAAAAUACUGCAAGUGUUUUGACACUCACCAGAGUCUAUCCCAAGUUGGAAGUGGGUCUCCACCAAGUCAGCAGCAGCCUGAAUGCCUCUCAACACAGCAGGGCUUUCAAUUUCACCCUCACACUCAAAGAAAUUGGGGAACUUGGGAUUGCCCUUCUCUGUCACACACGUACAGUCAUAGAAUUGCACACGCACUUGGAUCCGGAUCUCGUCCUCCAUGCCCAACACAGCCUCCAGAUUGGCCGGGUACGGCAACCCGUGGGACACAACAGCAGUUUCCAGGGCCACGACGCGACACGGCUCAGAUUCCAGGGUCGCCUGGACUUCCGGGUUGACCCGAAGGGCCGCCUCGAGCAUCUUCCGCUUGGAGGACACGCCGCCGCCUCCGCCGCCGCCACCGAUGGAGGAAUGCAGGCGGCGCCACGCAUGACGCACACCCAGCAUCACAGAUUCAAACAAAACACACACACUCCCUCUCUCCUUCACAGAACACACGCACUGGCUAAAAUGACUAACAAAGCAUCUGUUGACAGGUCAUCAUCCUUUUCUUCGUCUCCUCCUCAUCAUUCGUUCAACGUCAUGAUGACGACACCAUCGCAGCCAGUGACAAUGACGAGAAAGUACCUGGAUGAAAGGAAUGACAUCGAGAAUUCUGCAACGAAUCCCAGGGACCCAAUUGAAGUGUCCUUGCCUUGCCUUCCCGGGUACCGCUUCUCGCACCACCUGCUGAGGCCAGAUCACAAGAGGCUCAAUACACUCAAAUACAUCAAUGGAUAUCCCAUUCCAGUCACAACCACUGGCAAUGUCAGCACCACAACCACAGUCACCACACACAGACCAUCUUUGGAUCCCAGAGACGAUUUGGCCAAGCACUUCGCAGACAUUCCGCUUCCAUCAGCAGAACCACCACCGGUCCCAGACUACGUCCGUUUCGACAAGAAAACUCUGGUCUUCGACGCCUUCUUCGUCGAACAAAUCCCGGAGUCGAGCAUUGAGCAAGAACGAGUUCACGUGGUCAAGGUCUAUUACCAUCUGGAAGACGAUUGCAUCACAGUCAUUGAGCCCAGCAUUCCAGGUUUCGGGUUACAGGAGUACGACUUUGAAGAACCCUACUACACCUGGAAGGACUUCAAUCUUGGAAAAACACUGAGUUUCUUUUCCAGAGACUACCGACUUUGCCGCUGCGACGAAUUCACUGCAGAAUGGUUAGCCAGUGAGGGGAUCGAAGUGAACCCACCGGAACCAGUUCCGGAUCCCACACCGCCUCCCCGCGAGCGCCCGAGAAGCACGUCAUCACGCCCGCCAUCUUCCGGCAGACGACCGCAAGCUCCGCGUUCGUCCGGUGAAACCGUUCUCCGCUUCUUCGCCGUUUGGGAUGACCGGAAAUCCGGCGGGGACUUGAGACCCUACGUCAUUCACUAUUACUUGAGCGAUAGGACACUGGAGGUGAAAGAGGUCAACUCACCGAAUGCGGGUCGAGAGCCGUUUCCGCUGUUCCUAAAGAGGUCGCUGGUGGUCAGGGAUGCCCGACAAAUCACAGCACCGACACCUGGCGGCACAGAGAGCGAAGAUUUCUUGACAAUCACUGAUUUGGGCAUUGGGAAAACUGUGCACGUGCUCAACAGACCCGCACAAAAUGGCGGCACGAAGAAAAAUUCCGAAGCUCGAUUACACUUCCUUUUCUUUCUCCAACAUAUUCCCCAGAACGGAUUUUCAAUACAAAAAACAGCCUCCACAACAAUAUUUUCGGAAGAUGAAUGUAAUCCAAAACAGUACACGAAGUUCUUUAUUUACGACUGCGACGAAUCCACUCGGAAAUUCGCGGCACAGCAACUCGGAGAGACAAACCUGGAGCCUGUGGAUAUCUCGGAACCAAAACGCCCAGAGCCAGAAAGAGAAAUUCCACCACACACUUUCGGGAUAGGAACUUUCGAAGAUUCGGAACAAUCCUGCAAGUCUCUCCAACCCACGGCACCGAAGAAAGACUACAAUCGCCUAUUCGCCUACGGAGACAAAGUCCUGCGAUUUGAAGCUUAUUUAGCGCAUGAACUCGACAACGAAUUCGAUGGAGAACACAGAGGUCCUUUCGUCAUCAAAUACUUCAUCGCAGACGACACAAUCGAAAUCCACGAGCUCAUAAACUUAUACGGAGUUCGACGCAAAAGCAGGAAAUUCCUGCGCAGAAUGCGAGCCCCAACACCCGAACACACGAUCUGCAAGCCCUGUUACUACAACAUCAAUGAUUUCAAAAUUGGUUCCACCGUCAACAUUUUCAACAACGCAUUCAAAAUCACUGGGACCGAUGUACACGCAAUGAGAUUCGCACGGGAAAACCAGGAACUGUUCCAUUCCGACACGAUCCACAAUUUCGAGGUUUACAUGGAGGAAAGAUUGAAGGCUCUCAAAGAUCAAGGCGAAGAUGGCACACGGGAUAAAAGAGAGGAAAACUACACAGAAGAUGAAGCACCGCAAGAUAGCCUCCCUUAUGCCAAUCAAGCUCUGAUUCUUGCGCCUUUCCCAGACGCUUGGAACACUGAAUACAAAGUCAACUACGCCAAGCUAGAAUGAACGUCUGCCAGUCUCCUUUCGACGGAAAGUUCCUUCUUCGUCACCUCUGCUCUGAUCCACUUUCACCAUUCUCUACUUCCAGAAAAGCUGUACAUUACGUAGUCAAAUUACUGCCGGAAAAAAUUUCUCGUAAUCGACAUUUUUGAAUAAGACUUUUGAUGGAGAACAAUGGGCCAAACCGAGGAAAAUCUUUCAGAAACUUCCGUUGGUUUCCAAAACGCAAACGCCCACCCCAACCAGGUCAAGGAGAUCAAAACGAAGAACCAGGCGAGAAAUACAACCGCUAUAAAGCUCUUGAAAAAAGGUACACUCAAGAUGGGCUUUCGCUGUACGCCACUUUGGAUGUUGCGAAAGAGGCCGACACGGAGGAAAUCCGAAAAUCUUACCGGCGAAAAGCACUUUUGUAUCACCCCGACAAGAAUAUUGAGAAUCCCGAAGAGGCCGCUGAAAAAUUUAAGGAUAUCAACUUUGCAUACAGGUACUUUUUAUUUCCGGAAACAUUUCGACGCUUCUCCAACACGCGGUGGAAGUUAAGCUCCAAUUUCUUCAAACGCGCGGUGCAUGGGCAUGUUUUGGGCACACUGUCACUCACUUGUACAUGGUGGUAGUUCAUACAUCAGGAGAUACUACUUGGCUCACGAGCCUCUGCAAAAGCGCACCUUUUUUCAUCAUAUGCACACUGAUAUUCUUUAUUCACCUGCGAGAAAUUUGCAUUAAAAUGCACUUUACUGUUAAGGGUUUUGACUGAUGAACACAAGAGGAAAAUUUACGACAAGCAUGGAUCACUGGGUAUCAAGCUGUCAGAGGAAGAAGGCGAUGAUUUUGUCAACGCAUAUUUCUUCUUCAAGCCUCUGUAUCGCAGAGCGUUGGCAACAUUCAUAUUCAUAGCAACACUGGGCUGCUUUGGAGGAUUCUGCUGCUGCUUUUGUUGCUGCAUAUUUUGUUGCAACUUCUGUUGUGGGAGGUGUAAACCGGAUGGAAUCGACCAUAGUCACGGUUUCAAGCCAGACGACGAUCCUUCAGCAUCAGACCCGGAUCAUGUGUUCCACCCAGAUCCCAACCAGACGACGUACCCGCACACGACGUUCGUCUUCACCAUGCCUGCCCCUAGUCAAGCGCCACCCGGCAACCAGAGCAGUGCGCACGAUCAUCCUUUUCACGGGAAACCCUCGAUGAAUACACAAAGCGAUUGCAAAGAAUGCCGGCCUCCUUCUGUGGUGGACGAUCAUGCUAGCUUUUGGCAAGACCAACAGCCCCGACCCGGUUUGACAAAAGGUGGAAAACGUCGCGCUUGAGAGUUUCAUAAGAUGCCAAGAUUAACGCGAGUGUCGAUCACCAGCAGCAGUGAACUUUCCGAUAGUGCGCGUGAGAAGCUCGAAAUGUCACGAACUUGGAAAAUAAAAUGCCGUCUUGAAGCCCAA